GCGGAUCAUAUGGUUACAUCAACCAGAGGAGGCUCGGAGUCUGUUGACGUUUUGGGGAAUCAUGUUUCCCAACAGAGAAAGGUGUCCGCCGUUCGAAUCAGGGUGAGGCCAUCCUUUGUUCGCUCUGGGGCCUGGGCUUUGUGCAGGCGAGCAGUGCAGGCAGCUCUCCCUUGUGCCAAUUCGCAGACAUAAGCUACCCUUACCUCACUCCAAAUGAGGCGAGUUCCCUAAUUUUGUCAGCGGAAGCUCAUGUCUAUUACUCAGCCUACAACUAAGAUUUGGAACGAUAGUGGUUUCGUGCAGAGAAUCCAUGCUCUCGGCUCCGAGUUGGCUUACGUGCAUGAGAUCUACGGCAACAAAUCUGAACAUGAGAGAAUAUCUCCGGAUGUCCAUCCAACAAUCCC
Messenger RNA from Mycena citricolor, 404 nucleotides. The record is from the annotation of a GenBank genome assembly. Lineage: Eukaryota; Fungi; Basidiomycota; Agaricomycetes; Agaricales; Mycenaceae.